AUGUUGACCUUCCCUGUUAAUGCUCCAAGCAACAUUCUCCAAUGUUUGGUGGAUCUAGUGAAAAACGAAGCUCACUACUUAUGUUGUUUGGAGAAUCAUGUUGAAAAUUUUGAGAGAAAAAAGAAAAUACUUGCUGCAAAACAACAGGAUGUGAAGAUAAAUAUUGAAAAUGCUAGUGGUGUUUCAAGAGUUAAGAAUGAAGCUCAGCAAUGGAUACAUGAAGCUGAUAGUCUUAUUGAAGUUGACACAGAAACAAAGAAGAAAUGGUUUUUUGGCUUGUGUCCUAGUUGCUACCGGCAAUACCAUAGUGGAAAGGAGUUGGCAAAGAAGACUUUGGAGAUUGAUGAGCUAUUGGGAAGAUGUAGUUUCAACAUAGUGGGAGGUAAAACCUCAAUGGCAAUAGAAGUAGGUGUUAAACUUGAAGAAUCCAAAUAUCAUAGCGUCAUCCUUCUUGAUGUGUCUAAUCCUCCAGAUUUCAAAAAGAUUCGUGGUGAAAUUGCAAGGCAUUUGAAUUUAACAUUAGAGGAAGGAAAGGAAAAAGAACAUUCAAAGACAAUAUGGUCUAGAAUUACUAAUAAGAAAGAAAAGCUUCUUAUAAUACUAGAUGAUGUAUGGGAAGAGUUUGAUCUUAUAAAAGACAUAGGCAUUCCAUCUAGCCACCAGCACAAGGGUUGUAGUGUAUUGAUAAUUAGUCGUAAUUUGAAUGUUUGUGAAGUAAUGGGUUGUCAAAGGAUGAUUCAACUAGAUAUGCUGGUUGAUAAGGAAGCAUUUAAUCUUUUUCUAAUACAUGCCAAUACUUCCUCAAGUCGUUUGAAGGGCAUAGCACAAAACAUUGUGAAGCAGUGUGGAGGUUUACCAAUUGCAAUUGUAGCAGUAGCAAGAGCUUUAAGAAAUCGGCCUUUAGCAAUUUGGAGGGAAGCUUUGAAAACCUUGCAAAAUUCCAAGUCAAUGAUUGAUGUUAAUCAAAAUUUGACGAAGAUUUAUAAAUGUUUGAAGUUAAGCUAUGAUAAUCUAAAGAAUGAGAAGGCCAAAAAACUCUUUUUGAUAUGUUCUAUUUUCCCAAAAGAUUUUGAAAUUUCUAUAGAACUUUUGAGUAAAAUUGGUAUUGGAGUAGGGCUUUUUGGGGAAGUGGAGAAAUACUGUACAACAAGAGGCAAAGUGCUUGCGGCUAUACAAGAACUUGUGGAUUCUUGUUUAUUAUUAAAUCUUCAAGAUGGGUUGGUAAAGAUGCAUGAUUUAGUUCGUGAAGUGGCCUUAUGGAUAGCUGACAAAGACAUUCAAGUGAUCAUGGAUUUUAAGACAACUAUAGAAGCCAAUCUGUGA
Prosopis cineraria is the source of this 1323-nucleotide messenger RNA. Its product is annotated as disease resistance protein At4g27190-like. Gene Ontology annotation, molecular function: ADP binding. Bases 1 to 1323 code for a protein of 440 amino acids. Lineage: Eukaryota; Viridiplantae; Streptophyta; Magnoliopsida; Fabales; Fabaceae. The transcript has 2 exons. The record is from RefSeq and is a predicted model, not a curated record.